AUGGCUCCCUCUAAACCACCCAACCCCUCUUCUAAAGAAAUUUUAGAAGAAGCCCUUCAAAUCACUUCCUUAAACCUCAACAAUGCAAUGCAAGAGACACAAGAACAAAUGGAUGUAAGAUUUCAUCAACUCUCUAUGGAGUUAUCCAACCUACAAUCCCGAUUAGACAAAGACAAAUCGGAAGAGGACUCUAAAUUUGACUCCCUCAUGACAGCCAUCAAACAAAUCGCUACUCAAAAAGAGCCACAACAAGCUCUUACACCGAGUUCUACUACUGUUCAUGGGUCAGGCAGCACAAGCAGAUCUGCCACUGUUCACAGAUCCGACAGCGCUGCUAUGUCCGCUACUGUUCACGCUACUGUUCACGGAACAGUACCUCCCCCAAGCACUGUUACUGUUCACGAAACAGCUAUCCCUUCAGGUAUACCACAGAUCCCAUUUUCUAUUUCUAGGGUUCCUACUAUUAAUUUUCACAAUCUGUCACCUACAAACACACCUUUGAGAAAUUCUGCUACCUUCUCCAACACACAACCCCAACCUACACCCACAAGACACUUCAAUACUCACAUCCCAUCAUCCUUCAUACCCUACCCUCCUAUCCCUACUAUCUUAUCAUCUUCUCAACCUUUCAAUAUUCCCUUUUCCCAGCAGCCCCCUUUUUCCCAAAUUCCUCUCCAACACUCUUAUCCCAAUCUCUCCAAUAUACCACCAUUACCUACAACACGCACCCCAAAACUCGAACUCCCUAUGUUUGAUGGUUCCAACCCUCUUGAUUGGUUAUUUCAAGCGGAACAAUUUUUUAACUUUUAUAAUAUGCCACCGGAGAAUCGUUUAUCUUUAAUAUCCUUUUACAUGAAGGGUGAUGCUCUUAGUUGGUUUAAAUGGAUGCAUCAAAGUCAUUUGUUAACCGAUUGGUUUUCUUUUCUUAAAGCCUUAGAAUUACGUUUCGGUCCUUCAACUUUUGACAACCACCAAGCUGAAUUAUUUAAAUUGAAACAAGAGGGAUCGGUGGUUGAUUAUCAAACCAAAUUUGAAAAGCUAGGAAACCAAGUGGUUGGCUUGCCACCCGAUGCCAUACUGAAUUGUUUUAUUUCCGGCUUAACGAAUGAGAUUCAAAAUGAAAUGGCAAUUCACAAACCCAGCAACAUUUCACAAGCUAUUGGUUUAGCUAAAUUAAUCGAAUCUAAGUUGAAAGAUUCAAAACCCAAAUUCCAUAAACCCUUUGUAAACACUUUUCAUAAGCCUUCAGCCCCUUCAACUAACCCCAUGACCAAAACCCCUAACCUUUCAAUUCCCCAAACCCCAAGCCCAUUCAAAGCCCAAACCAGCCCUGCCCCAUCAAAAUUGCCAAUAAAAAAACUCUCCCAAACCCAACUACAAGAGCGUAGAGCCCAAGGCCUAUGUUUUAAUUGUGAUGAAAAGUUUUUUAUUGGGCAUAAAUGUUCCACCAGCAGAUUUCUAAUUCUUAUGGCGGAUGAAGAUCCUACUUGUGAGCCCACUCCUAUGGAAGAUAGUGUCGAAUCGGAAAUUGAGCAAGACUUGAAUGAUACCUAUUUCCAGCUCUCUCCUCAAGCUUUAACGGGACAAUUCUCACCACAAACACUAAAAUUCAAAGGCAACAUUGGUGGUUUAUCAGUAAUGGUGUUGGUUGACACCGGUAGUACCCAUAACAUUUUGCAACCCAGAAUUGCCCAACAUCUCAAUCUCACAUCUACACCCAUUACUCAAUUUUCAGUCAUGGUGGGAAAUGGUUCCCACUUAAAGUGUGAAGGCAUUUGCAAUAACGUUCCUAUCACGUUGCAAAAAGAACUUUUCCAUAUUCCUUUCUAUCUAUUGCCAAUUGAAGGAGCAGAUGUUGUGCUUGGAAUGGCUUGGCUAAGAACAUUGGGUCCUUUGCAAGCGGAUUUUUCCAUUCCGUCCAUCUCUUUUACCCAUCAUGAAAAUAAUAUCACUUUGAAAGGAGAUCCCACAGCCCACCCAUCCCAUACUACUUUUCACCAACUUAAACAACUUAUUCAUACAAAUUCUGUUGCUUCUUACCACCUCAUGAUUUUCCAAAACCAUGACACUCCAAACACUUUUUCCCAGCCCGACCCCAUGUUAACACCCUCACCAAACCUGAAUCCAGAAAUUCAAAGCCUUCUCACAAAAUACCAAAGCAUUUUUCAACCUCACGAAGGACUUCCCCCAACAAGACCUCAUGAUCACCAUAUUCCCCUUAUCCCUAAUACAACCCCCAUCAAUGUUAAACCAUACCGUUACCCACACUCCCAAAAAACUGCCAUGACUUCAAUUAUUCAGGAUAUGUUGAAGGAGGAAAUCAUUAAACCUAGUCACAGCCCCUUUUCCUCACCCGUUUUAUUAGUAAAAAAAAAAGAUGGCACAUGGAGAUUUUGUGUCGAUUAUCGCGCCCUCAAUGCAGUAACAAUAAAAGAUCGUUUCCCAAUCCCAACUAUUGAUGAACUUUUGGAUGAGCUAGGCAAUGCUACAUAUUUUACCAAGUUAGAUUUACGCUCAGGCUACCAUCAGAUCCGCGUUGCAUCGGAAGACACACAUAAGACUGCUUUUCGGACUUUCGAUGGGCAUUAUGAAUUCCUCGUAAUGCCUUUUGGGCUAACUAACGCCCCUUCCACAUUUCAAUCAGCUAUGAACGAUUUACUAAGGCCCUACUUACGUAAAUUCGUUUUAGUUUUUUUUGAUGAUAUACUAAUUUACAGUAACAAUUUCUGUGAUCACCUAUCUCACUUGCAGGUUGUUUUUGAACUAUUGGAAUCUAACGCUUUUGUAGUGAAGCUAGCUAAGUGUGUUUUUGCAGUUAAACAAGUUCAUUACCUAGGCCAUGUUAUUUCAGUAGGUGGUGUUGCUCCUGAUCCAGAAAAAGUGCAAGCCAUGUUGGAUUGGCCGACACCACGUUCUCUCACGCAUCUCCGUGGUUUUUUGGGCCUCACCGGAUUCUACCGACGUUUUGUUAAAAACUACGCCACUCUCGCCGCUCCUCUCACCGAUUUAUUGCGUUCCACUAAGUUUGAAUGGAGUACAGAGGCGGCCGUAGCCUUUACAGAAUUAAAGAAACGGAUGACCGACAUGCCGGUCCUGUCUCUGCCAGACUUUACAAAACAGUUUAUAAUUGAGACGGAUGCUUCAGCUGUGGGUAUUGGGGCGGUGCUCUCCCAAGAUGGUCACCCUAUCGCCUUCUUCAGCAAGAAACUUUGUCCUAGGAUGCAAGCCGCUUCGGUGUAUGUUCGAGAGAUGUUCGCUGUAACAGAAUCAAUCUAA
Vicia villosa (hairy vetch) is the source of this 3276-nucleotide messenger RNA. RefSeq lists its product as uncharacterized. Gene Ontology annotation, molecular function: aspartic-type endopeptidase activity. The transcript is spliced from 2 exons. Lineage: Eukaryota; Viridiplantae; Streptophyta; Magnoliopsida; Fabales; Fabaceae. The coding region runs from base 1 to 3276 and encodes 1091 amino acids. The record is from RefSeq and is a predicted model, not a curated record. Gene Ontology annotation, biological process: proteolysis.